Mesorhabditis belari is the source of this 1716-nucleotide messenger RNA. The record is from the annotation of a GenBank genome assembly. NCBI's taxonomy places the organism in Eukaryota, Metazoa, Nematoda, Chromadorea, Rhabditida, Rhabditidae.
AUGGUGGCUAGAAAAUGCAACAACAACAACAAUAAGAAGAACUCGGGCACUUUGAAUGACAACAAUAACAACAAUGAGAUGACAAUCACUUUGUAUCAACACAGCGAGAACAAUCGAUCGAUCGAGAUCCGCGUUGAGGAACAUCCAACAGUUGCCUAUCCGUAUAUGCAAAACGCGGAUUGGUGUUUCCCAUGUGAACUCAUUGGAGCCGAGGGGAAAAAGAUGAAAAAUGUGAAGGCACGCUUCCAUCCAAAAGCUUUUACAAUGGCGAGAGAAGAGGAGAAAUACGGGGAAAUGCUGAGGAAAACGGCUGAAGAGACAGCUCUCUCGAUUCUCGGAGUUGAGGGAUGGUUUCUGGAGCCGUUAAAUCAAAACGAUCUCGAUCGUGACACAAUCAAAAGUCUUCGAGCGAUGUUUUCCAUUCUAAAACCAGUCAUCGAAACCUCAUCUGAGAGCCUUGACUUCGUUUUUCCCCUGCUUGUCAGCGGCGAAAUGGAGAAAGCCGACCGGAAACGCAUCGAGCUCGGUUUGAAAGUGCUGGGAAAAGGAAAAGAGCUUAAAUGCGAAUCGCGUUAUGCGACCGAUUCUCUGCACAUUGAUCUCAAUUUUCAAUCAGACACCACUUUGUUUCCCUUAUGGAGUGUCGAGCUUCAGCAUCCCGAUCUCAGCAAUUCAACGAAUCUCACCGGAAACAUUGAGGUGUCCGCACAAAGUCUUCGAAUGCGUUUGUUGAGUGGCGAGAAAGCGGCUGAGCUGUUCACCUCUUUUCCCGCAAUACACAUUGAUUCGUAUUCGACAUUCGACGAGAUGGGCAAUCAACAAGUCAAGAAGAUGCAAUCGGUGCAAGAGAUGGUGGAUGAUCUUCGGAAGAAACUCGAGCAGGAGAUGUUGGCCUAUGCGCAACGGAGUGAACAACAUCGGGGGAAAGCUAGGAAGAUCAUGGUGGUCGAUAAGAACAAAAUGGAGGGUGUCUUCUCAUUGGGUGAACAGAUCGAUAUCCCUCGUAUGAUGCCGCCAACUUGUCUUCCUCCAUUGGCUGUGGCAGUGGAUGUCCCUUAUUCUCCGUCUACUCCAUCACCAAACUCUCAACAGCUCUCCUCAUCACCGACCGAUUCGAUCGACUCGGGUGUUGGCUCAAGUCCGGCCGGAUCUCCGAAAAUCGCCGCCCCAUUGUCUCCUUUCUAUUCACAGCUCGGCUAUCGCACUGGGUUCCGUCAACGCUCGUACAGUGAGACGUGCCCGGGAUUGAAGAGUAUCUUGAAGUGGCCACAGCCGAGAUCCACUCUGACGAGAUCCUCCUCUGACGCAAAGACAAUCGAGAACGAUCGUCGCUUCUCGCUUUCACCGAGUCUUGAUGAUGUUCCAGAAGAAUCGCUGAGCACUCCACGAAAGAAACGGGUUUCAUUCUCGGAAACAGUCGAUACACGCAUGUUCCGAAAGGGAUCGUGCAUUGAGGCACAGAAGAGACGAGCCGAGAAGAGCCGUUUGAGAAAAGAGAGGAAAAUGAGGGGAGAAGUGACAUCGGAAAGCGAUCCGAAUGAGGAAAUUGACAAGGAAGGAAAUGAAGAGGAGGGAAAAGCCGGCUUUCGAACUGACAAUCGACAAGAUAGCGGCUUUUGCGAUGAUGAAGAGCCACCAAAAGAAGACCCGGAACAAAGCUGGAUCCGCAUGGUUCGCUCUCAGCGUCAGCGCUGGAGCUCGGAGAGUAGCGCCAUC